Messenger RNA from Paracoccidioides lutzii Pb01, 405 nucleotides. Its product is annotated as 40S ribosomal protein S24. The record is from RefSeq and is a predicted model, not a curated record. The transcript is spliced from 3 exons. Gene Ontology annotation, molecular function: structural constituent of ribosome. Gene Ontology annotation, cellular component: ribosome. Gene Ontology annotation, biological process: translation. The coding region runs from base 1 to 405 and encodes 134 amino acids.
AUGGCUGACGCUCCGGUGACCCUGCGGACGCGCAAGUUUAUCCGCAACCCUCUUUUGGCCAGAAAGCAGAUAGUCGUUGAUAUCCUCCAUCCCAACCGCGCCAACAUCUCCAAGGACGAGCUCCGUGGAAAGCUCUCCGAGCUCUACAAAUCCAACAAGGAACAAGUCUCCGUAUUUGGUCUUCGCACUCACUAUGGUGGUGGUAAGACCACAGGCUUCGCGCUCAUCUAUGACUCGACCGAAGCCCUGAAGAAGUUUGAGCCGCGCUAUCGCCUCGUCCGCAUUGGAGCCGCUGAGAAGGUUGAGAAGGCCAGCAGACAGCAACGCAAACAAAGAAAGAACCGAUCGAAGAAAUUCCGGGGUACGGAAAAGACCAAGGGACCAAAGAAGGACAAGAAGAAAUAA